UCCAGAUGGCAGAAAUCUGCUGCUGAAUUCCGCUAGAAUCUAUUUAAACCAAGUGGCACAUUGGCAUUUGAAUGGGAAUUUUUCUAGCACUCUAAUUCAGUGGUUGGCAAAACUUUUCAGUUCAACUUCCAUUUCAGGCCCAAUUUAUGGUCAAAACUUUGGUCAAGUCCGAAGGCUCAACCUUAAAGUGGACCUGUCCCCCAGACAUUUUCAAAUUAAACAUGAACUAUAUAAUUUUGUAGCCAGUGCAUGGGGAUGGACAUCUGGUCCCCCAUUUUGGUGCACCAACCAGAUUCUGAGAUGAAUCAAGGCUUGCCUUAAUAACAGCGUGUACAAAAUGGCUCCUGCUGUGAUCUGGAAUGAACAUGAGGAGAAAGAGAAAAAAAAAAAAAAAAGCUGCUCGUGCACACACUUGCCCUUCCUUCCUCUCUGCCAUGUCACAGUAUGCAAAUGAUCUCUCGACUAGUCAGAGAGAUAAGGACAGCUCAGUAAGCUAAGGGGCGGGGCUUCACUCUGCACCAGGAAGAAGGGGAAACAAGCUGCUGAUAACACAGGAACCAGAGCAGACUGGCAGCAGGAACUAAGAUUCUUUCCAGCCAUGCAUCACUUCAGCUUACUCUCCUUACUUGUUAUGCAGGCACUAGUGUUUGGUACUAGUGUCCAUGAUGCGGCAGUUAAUGAGUUUUCUAUCAAAGUUUACCACGAGCUACGAGCCACUAAAGAAGAUGAAAACAUCAUCUUCUCCCCUCUGAGCACUGCAAUAGCUUUAGGGAUGGUGGAAUUGGGAGCACGUGGAUCUAGCCUUAAAGAGAUACGACAUGUCCUUGGAUAUGACAAACUAAAGAAUGGUGAAGAAUUUUCUCUCUUAAAAGAUCUUUCCAGCAUGCUGACAGCCCAGGAAAAGCAUUAUGUGCUGAGCAUCGCAAACUCCCUCUAUUUACAGAAUGGAUUCCAUAUCAGUGACAAGUUCAUCCAGUUAAUGAAAAAAUACUUCAAGGCAGAAGUAGAGAAUGUAGACUUCAGUCAAGGUUCAGCAGUAGCAAGUCACAUCAAUUUGUGGGUGGAAAACCACACUAAUAACCGCAUUCGGGAUCUUUUCACAGCUGAUGACUUCAAUAAUUUGACAAAGUUGGUUCUGGUCAAUGCGCUGUACUUUAAAGGAAACUGGAAGUCACAAUUUAGGCCUGAGAAUACUAGGACAUUUUCCUUCACUAAAGAUGAUGAGAGUGAAGUGCAAAUACCCAUGAUGUACCAAAAAGGAGAAUUUUACUAUGGGGAGUUUACUGAUGGAUCUAAUGAGGCAGGAGGCGUUUAUCAAGUCCUAGAAUUGCCCUAUGAGGGGGAGGAAAUCAGCCUUAUAAUCAUUCUUUCCAGACAGGAGGUUCCACUGGCCACAAUUGAACCUUUACUGAAAGCCCCUUUGAUUGAAGAAUGGGCAAAUUCUGUGAAAAAACAGAAAGUGGAAGUUUACCUACCAAGGUUCAAAGUUGAAGAAGUGGUGAACCUCAAGGACAUCUUGAUGCGGCUUGGCAUAACUAAAAUAUUCUCCGGGGAAGCUGAUCUGUCUGCUAUAUCUGACAGCAAAGAUCUUUUUGUUGCCAAAGUGGUUCACAAGUCUUUCUUGGAGGUUAAUGAAGAAGGUGCAGAAGCAGCUGCAAGUUCUGGUAUGAUUGCUAACAGUAGAAUGGCUGUCCUGUACCCCCAGGUUAUUGUUGAUCACCCAUUUUUCUUUUUGAUUAGAAAUCGUAAAACUGGAUCAGUAUUGUUUAUGGGAAGGGUCAUGCAUCCAGAAACACUGACUACUUCUGCCCAUGAUGUUGAAGAGCUCUAAGCAAACGAUUCCACCCACCUGAAACAGUGAAGCACAUGUUUGCUAAUAAUACAUUUCAAUGUAUGUUGUACUGAUAUGUUUGUAACUGUCUACACUUAGAUGUUUUAUCAAAACCCUGCCCAGGCAAAAUGCCUGCAAUAUUAUUUCUUUUGCUGUGUUUUAUUGUGAAAGCUUGCCAAAUAAACUUAUAUUAACGUGAACUUUAUUUUUUUAGAGUAUUGUCAAAAGUUCUGAUUAUUAUUAUUAUAUAUAUAUAAAUAUAUAAAAAUGUCUCUGUAAGGAUACAAGUGAAAUAUUGCUUCUUUGUUGAACUAUAAAGUUGUGUUUUGGAAUUA
Messenger RNA from Xenopus laevis (African clawed frog), 2166 nucleotides. It is a transcript of the gene serpini1.S, whose product is annotated as serpin family I member 1 S homeolog. Gene Ontology annotation, cellular component: extracellular region. Lineage: Eukaryota; Metazoa; Chordata; Amphibia; Anura; Pipidae. Gene Ontology annotation, molecular function: serine-type endopeptidase inhibitor activity. The transcript is spliced from 9 exons. Bases 599 to 1831 code for a protein of 410 amino acids. The record is from RefSeq and is a predicted model, not a curated record.